UUUUUUUUUUUUAGAAAUGGAUCCCAAACUUGUUGAGUCAAACAGCAGAGUUAACGAAGAGAAGCUGGGAGCACCUGAUGGUUGAAUCUUUGGGACAAUCCGCUCCAUGUUUCUGGCUUUUUUUUUAAACUGUCGGGAGAUAAAUCUACCUCCAAAACAAACCCAAAAACUUCCAUCUGAUCUUCCUCCUUUUUACCCAAAGAAUCAUCGAUAAGGAGACUUUGCACUUUAUUUCUAGUUUCAUUUUUAUUUGCACUAACAAUGCACAACACGCAGAAGGACACGACCUACACGAAGAUCUUUGUCGGGGGUCUUCCCUACCACACCACGGACUCCAGUCUCAGGAAAUACUUCGAGGUUUUUGGGGAGAUUGAAGAAGCGGUGGUUAUUACCGACAGGCAGACCGGCAAGUCCAGAGGUUAUGGAUUUGUCACUAUGGCGGACCGCUCCGCUGCAGACCGGGCCUGCAAGGACCCCAACCCCAUCAUCGAUGGCAGGAAGGCCAACGUCAACCUGGCAUACCUGGGGGCCAAGCCUCGCGUGAUGCAGCCAGGUUUUGCCUUCGGUGUUCCCCAGAUUCACCCGGCGUUCAUCCAGAGGCCUUAUGGUGUUGCGACCCAUUACGUGUACCCUCAGGCCUUCGUUCAGCCCAGCAUGGUCAUCCCUCACAUACAGCCCGCUGCCGCCGCGCCCGCCGCUGCUUCCUCCCCGUACAUCGACUACACCGGAGCCGCCUACGCCCAGUACUCCGCAGCAGCGGCCAGCACAGCGGCCGCCGUGGCCUACGAGCAGUAUCCUUACGCCGCCUCCCCAGCCGCCCCGGGCUACGUGGCCACCACGGGCUACGGCUUCGCUGUGCAGCAGCCUUUAGCCGCCGCCGCCCCGGGCUCAGCCGCCGCCGCAGCCGCCGCCUUCGGCCAGUACCAGGCUCAGCAGCUGCAAGCCGACCGCAUGCAAUAACACCGACUGAGAAGGAGGCGCACCUUCUCCCCAGCCACCGAUGCAUCACAGGGAGACAGGAAACAGGAAGGAGUGGCUGUCAGGGUGUCUUUAAAAGCUGAUGAUGAAGAUGAUGAUGACAAUGGUGAGGUGGAAACUUCAUUUAGUGAUUUUCCAACUUGUUGUGCUUUAACCAAAAAAGCAGAAAAGGACAAAAAAGUGCAAAUGAUUGCCUAUUAUWACUGUUAUUACUGAACUGAUUAUUAUUAUUAUCAUUGUGUUAGAGUACUUAGUUCUAGAGGAACACAGGAACUAAUCCCAACGGUUGGUGAACUGUAGGUGUUACACUAAGCCUUUAAGUCCUAUUGCUGUCUUUAACGUUAGUUCAGUUAUUUAAUGCCCUCGUAACAUUUCCAUUUUAUUUAUUGUUAUUAUUAUUAUGGUUAUCGUUGAGGGGUCUGUUAGUUAUUUUUGUCCUUUCAAGUGAAUUUUCUUUUUUUUUAAGUUAGUGUUUUCUGAUAAUCAGGGAAAUGGAGCCUUUUCAGGAAGUGUCACACACGUUUGAUAACCUUUUUUUUAUCUUCCUGAUGCUGAAUGUCCUUUUUUUUUUUUUUUUUAAA
Austrofundulus limnaeus is the source of this 1559-nucleotide messenger RNA. It is a transcript of the gene rbm24a, whose product is annotated as RNA binding motif protein 24a. The record is from RefSeq and is a predicted model, not a curated record. Bases 262 to 960 code for a protein of 232 amino acids. Lineage: Eukaryota; Metazoa; Chordata; Actinopteri; Cyprinodontiformes; Rivulidae. Gene Ontology annotation, biological process: mRNA stabilization; regulation of alternative mRNA splicing, via spliceosome; positive regulation of myotube differentiation. Gene Ontology annotation, cellular component: nucleus; cytosol. Gene Ontology annotation, molecular function: mRNA 3'-UTR binding. The transcript has 4 exons.